Molecule: messenger RNA, 3493 nt
Organism: Solenopsis invicta (red fire ant)
Lineage: Eukaryota; Metazoa; Arthropoda; Insecta; Hymenoptera; Formicidae
Gene: e
Product: tyrocidine synthase 1
Exons: 13
Coding region: 552-3134 (860 amino acids)
Source: RefSeq, a predicted model, not a curated record
AUAGUGGUGGCGGUACUCAUACGGGGACAACGAACAAUUCAGAGUCCUCUUGAUCAGUUCUAUAUAAGAGUACAAGUCGUAUCAAGCGAAGGAGGCAUUUUCUGUUAGUAACCAGCUCGCCGGUGACCAAACGUUAAGGUCAAGCUAGAUAUAAGAACCGCGUCGUCAAGUUUGUCCGAAUUGUUCCACGAAGAAGAAGAGUCAGAAAAUAACCGGAAUAACCGGAAAGAAGACCUCAAGUAGGGAAAAGAGAAACCAAAAAACAGUAAGAGAAAAAAGAGAAAAAAACGAGAAGUGCGUGUCUGCGGAAAGCGGUUGCCGCUUUGGAGUGGAGCCAGUGUUCGGUCAAAGAAAAGAAAAAAAUACAGUAUAUAUACGAGUGAAAGGCAACCGAAUUGUUGUAUUUCGACUGUCAUUGGCAGUGCGAGUAACGGUAUAAAAGUGUUGGCUCUCGCUGAAAUUGGGGAAAUCUCGCGUUUCAGAAGACUAAAAAGCCAGAUCUUUGCUAACCAUACGAAGCAAGAAGUUACAAUUUCUUCAAACAUUUGAAAAUGGGUACUCUGCAGCAGCAAUCGAUUUUAAAAGGUCAACAAAUAGGAAAGAAUCAAGAGAAAGAUUUAGUGCACGAAUUAUUCAGUCGUGCGGCAAAAGCCCAUCCAAGUCAAACUGCAUUAUAUUACGAAGAUGACGCCGGUCAGGAAUACGUGCUGUCUUUUAAAGAAUUAGAUAAUAUCACUAAUCAGCUGGCACGAGCAUUACAAAAGCGCGAAAAAUGUGAAACAACUUCUCAAUCGCUAAUAGCUGUCUGUAUGAAACCAUCAUAUCGACUUCCAAUUACAUUACUUAGUAUACUGAAAGCAGGAAUGGCUUAUCUACCUUUGGAUGCGGAGUUUCCGGUAUCUAGAGUGAAACACAUUCUCGAAGAAGCGCAACCAUUAGUAGUAUUGGUCGAAGAAGGAGCUGAUUUAUCAAUCUAUGAGGGAGCUUUGGCCGUGACGUACGAACAACUUUUGAAAGAGGCCAGACAAGAACAAGAUGAUGCAUUACAAAUUAAGGAGAGAUCGAAUCAACUCGCUAUUGUUCUUUAUACUUCCGGAAGUACAGGAAUUCCUAAAGGUGUGCUCAUACCGCAUGCUACUGUACUAAAUCGUCUACAAUGGCAAUGGAGAGAAUUUCCAUACGCUGACGAUGAAGAACGGUGCGUUUUCAAAACUUCUCUUACUUUCGUCGACAGUGUUCCCGAAAUUUGGGGACCUCUUUUACAAAGUCGUACCAUAGUAAUUGUACCAAAAAGCGUGACUAAAGACCCAGAAAAGUUUGUACCACUCUUAGAGAAGCAUCAGAUACAACGUUUGGUCCUCGUGCCAUCGUUAUUGCAUUCAUUGCUCAUGUAUCUAGGUUUGCAAAAUAAUGACAACGUUCUCGAUCGCUUGAAACUCUGGAUAUGUUCCGGGGAAACUUUAUCGGUCGCAUUGGCCGACCAAUUUCUUACUACGUUUGACAAAAAGGACAAGAUAUUGGCUAAUUUCUACGGAAGCACGGAAGUCAUGGGUGACGUUACGUAUUACCUAUUAAGCAAACGAGCACAAUUACAAGGGAUGGAGAAAGUGCCAAUUGGAAAACCGAUCGACAACUGCAUAAUUUAUCUUGUAAACAAGGACAUGCGACUGGUUCCCCAGGGGGAAGUCGGAGAGUUGAUCGUGGCUGGAAGAAACCUUGCCGCGGGUUAUAUACGCGAACGAGAUACACAUAAAUUUUUGGACAAUCCUCAUGCCAUCGAUCCAGGAUAUCCGAGAAUUUUCCGUACAGGUGAUUACGCUAAAAUUGUCAAAGGAUCGAUAAUUUUCGAAGGACGAGUGGAUUCGCAGAUCAAAAUUAGAGGUCACCGUGUCGAUCUCACGGAAGUCGAAAAAGUAAUUGCCAGAAUACCCGAUAUUGAUAAAGUCGUGGUUCUUUGUCACAAACCUGGCGAAUUGACACAGGCACUAAUAGCCUUUGUUACCAUUGUGGAUGGUACGACUCUAUCAAAAUCGGAGAUCGAAGAUUUUCUUCAAAGGACAUUACCGCCAUAUAUGUUACCGCAAAUUUUUAUUGUUGAUCACAUACCUCUUUUAACCAAUGGAAAAACGGAUCGACAAACAUUACUAAAAAAAUAUGAAUCAUCUUGCUCUAAUGAAGAGGACGACGUUGCUACAAAUUGUGAUUACAGCGGCGUGUCAAGUCAAGAUCUUGCAAAAGCCCGUGUCCUCUUUCCAACUAUCGCGUCCGUAAUCGGAUGUAGUAGUCGCACAUUGAUAACACUACACGCGAAUUUCUACGAACUUGGUGGAAAUUCCUUGAAUUCCAUUUACACCGUGACGAAAUUGAGAGAUCAGGGUUAUCAGAUUGGUAUCACGGAUUUUAUCACGGCGAAAAAUCUAGCCGAAUUAUUAGACCGGAUGAAGCUCAUAUCAUCGGACGAGGAACCUCUGAAAGAAGCCAUCGACGAGAAGCCAUAUAUCUUUGAAUCAUUAAGUGACUGUGAUAAAGAGAACGCAAUCGAAAUAAUCACCGAGAGCUUUUAUACCAAAGGCGAUUUGGAGCGGUGGUUAAUGCCAGACGUAACAAGGGCCGAUUAUCGGGAACUGGUAGAGUCUAUGUGGGAUCCUCUUAUAGAAAAAAACCUCAGUUACGUCGUAAAAUCGGCGCAGAAUGAGAAAAUAAUCGGGAUUGCUUUAAACUUUGAUCUUUGGGAUGAGCCUGAAGUGAUACUGAAAUCUAAGUUAAUGAUCAUUUUCGAUUUUCUCGAAUAUCUGGAAAAACCGAUUCGAGAUUACAAAUUACCACAGGGUAAAGGUCAGAUUAUUCAUGCUUUCAUGAUGGCGACGAACAGCAAUUUGAAUAGCGCGGAGAACAUACUUGUAAUGAGACAUAUGGAAGAAUAUUGCUUGCAAUUUGCCAAACAAAAAAAGUACAGCGGAAUUUUCACUACAAACACUAGUCCACUUACACAGCAACUUGGUACAGACGUAUACGGUUAUGAAACAAUGCUGAUAUAUCAAGUAAACAAAUACGAGACUACCGAUGGAAAUAAACCUUUCGGCAAAGCUCCUGACGAUCAAGUGGCAAUUUGCUCAUUCAAGAUGAUCAACUAGAACACGAUUUUAAUAAAUAGUAUAAAAAAAGUAUUUCUAUCGAAUAGUAUAAGCGUUAACUGCGCUCUUCAUCGAUGCAUCUGAAACUAUUAAUAAUCCAUUACCAUAAAACUACUGGACAUUGUUAUUUUUUGUAAAUAUCAGCGACAGAAACAAUUAAUCGAUGCAAUAACUGAACAAUCAUCUACACUUUUUGUUAAAAAUAAUAAUUUUUGUUUUUUCGUUAUUGUUUGUCAUAUUUUACAGAUUAAGAAAUUUUGAUUAAUAUUAUUUACUUUAGUAUCUAGAAAUCAUUUUAACUAUUUAUUGAUAUUAUUCGCUUGUAAAAAUAUAAUACAAUAAUAUGUAAUUCUAGAAGA